Messenger RNA from Ilyonectria robusta, 511 nucleotides. RefSeq lists its product as uncharacterized. Bases 188 to 385 code for a protein of 65 amino acids. The transcript has a single exon. The record is from RefSeq and is a predicted model, not a curated record. Lineage: Eukaryota; Fungi; Ascomycota; Sordariomycetes; Hypocreales; Nectriaceae.
CGACAGUUGAGUUCGUGUAUGCCUAUUUCUUAGUGUGCACCCGUGAAGUUUCGGGGGGCGCUUAGUUUUACCGGUUUUAACGUGAUCGAUUAAUGAAGGUGAAAGUGAUGUUGGCACAAGUGCUGUCUACGACAAUGUGGCGAGAUGAAGUACUUUCUUUACCAAGGACGACAACUUCCUCAGAGUCAUGAAGUCGAUUAUAAGCCGCUACACAGCAACACAAAAUAUACACAAUUUCCAGAAUUCAAGUCGAAUAAUAACUAGAAGGCGCGAUGAGGCAAAUAAUCAAUUGAUCCCAAAUUUGUCCAAGACAAUGUCCUGUGUUCAAUUGAUGACCUCGUUAACAUCUACAUCAUGGCCUCCCUGCACCAUGGCAACAAUGUAGAAUCGAGUCUUAGCUUUUCAUAGACCUCCGACGUAUUUUAUCCCAGCAAUAAACAAACCAACAACCGCUAAGAGCCUACCUAUGGUAGAUAGUAACUAGGUACCCAGACUGUCACCCAAUAUGCUG